AUGUUAACAAGAAGAAAAAGUUCUGAAUUAAAAUUGAACCAGAGAUUAUUAAAAGAUAAAGGAAAAGAUGAGAGCAACCUGAAGAUUUAUAUAAAAAACAAAUAAACCAGAAAAGUCUUAGAAGUAAGAAGUUAGCAUUAAAUGAAAGUGUCGAGUCAUUAAAUAUUUAUUUCCAAUCCAAUAAUAAUGUUUUGAAACAAUUUAUAAUGGAGAUGAUAUAAUAGGGUAAGAUAGAACAGGUUCAGGUAAAAUAUUUGCCUAUUGUCUACCAAUUCUAGAAAGAAUACGAGGAUUAGGAAUAAAAUAAAUAAAAUAAAAAUCCUUAUGUAUUAGUAUUAUUACCAACAAGAGAAUUGGCUAUCCAAGUAACUACUGA
Molecule: messenger RNA, 376 nt
Organism: Paramecium octaurelia
Lineage: Eukaryota; Ciliophora; Oligohymenophorea; Peniculida; Parameciidae
Source: the annotation of a GenBank genome assembly